UGCCCCUCUCCCUUGUACCGCUCUCGACCCACACGCCCGUCAUGGCAACACACAGAGACGCCCGCCUCCCCUCGACGCUCUACAUCGACCCAGCCCCCGCCCCCUCUUCGCAGCCAAAAGUAGAGGAGAUUGGUACCACAUCGGCACCUCUCAAGUCUGCUGCCUUCUUCAUCGGUGGUGGAGACUGCAAAAAGUACAAUGAAGACUUUAUGCUGUGCAAGGCAGAGAGCAGGGAUCCGGAACAUUGCUUGAAGGAGGGAAGGAGGGUGACGCGAUGUGCACAGGAGAUGAUCCGCAAGCUUAACGAGAGCUGUGGAAAGGAGUGGGAGGCCCACUGGCAAUGUCUGGAGAGGAACAACCAAGAGCUGUACCUCUGCCGUAAACCCGAAAAGACUUUCAACGACUGCGUCUUCAGCAAGCUGGGUCUCAAGAAGGAGAUUCCCGGCGCGCCAGAGGGUCAACCACAGGUGCAUGAGAAGAAGAACCCAAUCUACAAGGCCAUCCAGCGUUGAUCAGAAGCG
This is a messenger RNA of Microstroma glucosiphilum, 521 nucleotides long. Its product is annotated as NADH-ubiquinone oxidoreductase 20.8 kDa subunit. Gene Ontology annotation, biological process: mitochondrial electron transport, NADH to ubiquinone. The transcript is spliced from 5 exons. Lineage: Eukaryota; Fungi; Basidiomycota; Exobasidiomycetes; Microstromatales; Microstromataceae. The record is from RefSeq and is a predicted model, not a curated record. The coding region runs from base 42 to 512 and encodes 156 amino acids.